AAUAUCCAAGAAAAACAAUCAGGAGCUUACAAAUGCACUGGAAUGAACAACAUUACCGGCUGGUCGACUGAAAAAUCAGUGAUAAUUGAGCUGUAUCAUCGCUGUGAGUCAUUUAAUUUCUUAUUUCUCCUUAUAUACACGGAUGCACAAAACCACCUUAAUUAACAGUACCUCCUUUGAAUCGGGUUCAUAAAACGAUAAUGCCGUGUUUGCCCUGUAAGCAAUAGAAAGUAACCCAUUUUGAACAAGAGGUACAGCUCAUUUUCUUUUGAUUUAGGCGGAAUUAAAUACUGAGUGCUUCAUGUUUUAAAUAACAGAUUAACUUAUUCCCAGCUGAAUUUAAAAGAAUAUAACUGAAAAUUUCGUUCCACCUUCCUCUUCCAUUCAGACCAAUUGGACGCUGGAAUUUGUUUAUCCCUCGGGUCACAAGGGAUAAGUAAAUAAGUAAAUAAAUAAAUAACGAUUUAGUGGCGCUAGUUCAUCCACAAAGUGGUUCUUUGUCUGCCAUUCUGGCUCAAAUUUACCCUGCGUAGCUGGCGGGAUUAACGUGGGAGUGAUGUAUUGUUUUGGCGGCGAUGGCGGAAUAAGGGUAAGAAGCAACAAAACUCAACCAGGCCGACCACAUAUGAUGUUGCCUGAGGAAUCAAGCACAGGACAGUCAUUAAUGAGAGGGGAGUGUUCUUUCCUGAAAUCCAGUAGAACCUCUAUGUAACGAACUCCUCGGUAUAAUUAACAAUUCUUCUACCAGUGUGCGUUGGAUAUGAGAUGUUAGAGAGUCCGUAUUAACGGAGGGACCUUAUUAAGCGGUUAGAAAAUGUAAGGGCUUUCUGUCCCCAGGGACAAAGCAAACUGUUCGUAACAAUGAGAUGUCUGUAUUGAGCGGGUUUCCAUACCGGAGCGGGGUUUGACUGUACAAUAAAUAAAAGGAACGUCGAUAUAACAAUUUAAACCUCUUUAUAGUGAACAUAUUUUGCCAGUCCUUUGGGUCUUCGUUCAGCUGUUCGUUACAUCAAGAUUCCAAUGUAAAGUGUUAUGUGAUUCUUAAAGAGAGAAAACGAGACGCCGAAUAGCUAUUGAAAUCAACACUUAGUAGCACAGGCCAUAUUGGUGGGAGGUAAGAGAAGUAGGGUUUAUCCGAUCAACCGAUCGUUAGAGCGUCUUAAAAGACGGCGUGACGAGACAAGUCGCAAAAGAGGGAACCAGUGGGAUAAACAAAAUCAACACGUUAAAACUCCAAAGCGUUGUGAUGUCCCAUAUAUUGUCACAAAUACUCAGGAGGGGAGGGUAAGAUUAGGAAUGUUACCUCCUACGGUUGCACAAAAAAAUGGUAACGAUUUUCAAAUAAUAUUUGCUCAUCAUAUCUUCUUAUCAUCUAAUACAGGUUUCUUUCCUAAAGCUCCGAAGAUUUCUUCCCCCCAGGUUCCGGUGGAAGCCUACUUCAAUGUCACUUUAGAGUGCGAAGUAGGUGUUAGGCCAAGCGACUGUUGGGACAAUUCUUUACGGUGGUAUUUUAACAACAACUCAGGGGAAUUAGAAUCUGGUGAAAAGUAUGAUAUACAA
Molecule: messenger RNA, 1560 nt
Organism: Porites lobata
Lineage: Eukaryota; Metazoa; Cnidaria; Anthozoa; Scleractinia; Poritidae
Source: the annotation of a GenBank genome assembly